Triticum aestivum (bread wheat) is the source of this 971-nucleotide messenger RNA. Its product is annotated as Bowman-Birk type trypsin inhibitor. Gene Ontology annotation, cellular component: extracellular region. The record is from RefSeq and is a predicted model, not a curated record. Gene Ontology annotation, molecular function: serine-type endopeptidase inhibitor activity. The transcript is spliced from 2 exons. Lineage: Eukaryota; Viridiplantae; Streptophyta; Magnoliopsida; Poales; Poaceae. The coding region runs from base 122 to 658 and encodes 178 amino acids.
GCUCGUUGCAUUGCUAGCGAUUUCCACGCGUUAGGUGAUCCAUCGGUGUCACGAGGCUACAUACACGGCUGGUCGCUAGCUAGCCAGCUUCAAACACACAAGCAAGCUCAGUAAGCACGCCAUGAAGAUGAAGCGAUGCAUCGUUCCUAGCAUCCUGCUGAUGCUUUCACUGGAGGCGGCCCUCCUCGUCGCCGGCCGCCCCUCUGUCGACGGCGAGGUGGGUGCCAUUCUCCUGCCGAGCCAAGGCCAAGUCAUGGCGGCGCCCAAGAGGCCGUGGAAGUGCUGCGACCGGGCGCGGUGCACCAGGUCGAUCCCGCCGAUCUGCACCUGCAUGGACGAGGCUUUCGAGUGCGCCUCCACCUGCAAGGCAUGCGUGCCGUCGACGCGCAACCCGUCCCUCCAGGUCUGCCAGGACCAGUUCGUCGGCGACCCGGGGCCCAUCUGCCGGCCGUGGGAGUGCUGCGACUCGGCCGCGUGCACCAAGACCGACCCGCCGACGUGCCGCUGCGGGGACGAGGUCGAGCAGUGCGCUCCGACCUGCAAGACGUGCGAGCCGUCCACGUCGGACCCAUCCCUCAACGUCUGCAAGGACGCGUACACCGGGGCCAUCCCGCCCACGUGCACGCCGCCAGAGGCUCUUGCCGCCGGCGGUAACUAGCACGCACGCGCACGCGUUGGUGUGCACCAUGAUCGAGACGCUACGUCCCUACUCCUGCCAUGCUGCUGCAGCAGCCUGCAGUUUGUGACUAUACAUAAAAUAAAAAAUGGACAAGCAAUCAUGUAUAAGACAGAGUGCUAUUUAAUCUUAUCUUUUUAAUAACUGAAUGGUGCGGGUUUCUUCCGUUUCAUGAUGAAACGGCAUGAACCAUGAAACUGCAUGAAACUUUCAUCCACUUUGACCAAAGUCCUAUUUCAAAUAUCACUUUAGCUACUUGUAAGUUGCCUGAAUUUUGAAUUUGGGUCGUUCAAUU